CCAGUCUGAAAUGCGUUCUCCUCCUUGAGAGUGACUUUUAGUGAGGAAGAAGUGAAGAAGAGAGUACAUACAUUCAUUUCUCCUGCUGUCAGCUGUUCAUCUGCAGCCUUCCCAGGACAUGGAAAAGAAGAGAGUGGCAAUUAUUGGAGCUGGCUCCAGUGGACUCUGUAGCAUCAAAUGCUGCUUGGAAGAAGGUCUGGAGCCUGUGUGCUUUGAAAGUAGUGAUGAUAUUGGGGGGCUCUGGAGGUUCAAGGAGAAUCCUGAGGAAGGCCGGGCUAGUAUUUACAAAUCUGUGAUCAUCAACACCUCCAAAGAGAUGAUGUGUUUCAGUGACUUCCUCAUCCCAGAUGAUUUUCCCAACUUCAUGCACAACUCAAAGAUAAUGGACUAUUUCCGGAUGUAUGCCAAAAAGUUUGACCUUCUGAAAUAUAUUCGCUUCAAGACUAAAGUCUGCAGUAUAACAAAACACUCAGACUUCUCUACCAGCGGACAGUGGGAUGUUACCACAGAGUCAGAUGGGAAGCAGGAAUCAUCAGUUUUUGAUGCAGUUUUGGUCUGCACUGGCCACCACACCAACGCACAUCUGCCUUUGGACUCCUUCCCAGAUUUUUUGUGAUAGAAGAGACAGAAGAAACAAUGGCAACAUAUUGGAAAAGUUACAAUGAAAGAUGACACAGUCUGGGUCACUCUAAUCAAUCCAUGAAUGAGGCAGGAGACUGCACAACAGAAGCUUUGUCAGCAAAAAUUCAUAAAUGAGACCCCAAAUGUUCAUUCUGAACUCCACUAUCACUUCUUGCCAUUCUUGAAGUUGCAGUUUAAUACUGAUAGCAUUAAAAAAGCAUCAGAGGCUGCUUGAAUCCUAUAAGCACUCCAGACUGCUAUUAUCAUCCUAACUACUUUAAAAUAAGAUUUUAAUGAACAUUUGAUUUCUUGCUAACAAUCUCUCCCAUCCAUAAUGUCUCCAUUAUUCUCCCACAAACCUGGGCUUAAAGUGACAAUUGGUUCUCCAUUCCAACAAGUGAGCUGUGGGGAUAAGCAAACUAGCAUGUCUUAUGUGGGUAACUGGCAUAGAUCAAAAUUAGGUAGGUAACAACUAUGCUUUUGUAGCAUUCACACCUGCUCUUUUCCUACUUCAUAAAAUUAACAAUGGUUGUUGCAUAAACUCAUCCUCUAUUAGAGGAUAUCAUGCUCUUUUGUUGUUGUUCGCCGUACUGAGUAGUGUGUGUGCAUGCCCUGAAUCUAAGGACUGACUGUGCUAGGUACAAACUAAACUGGAAAUUACUCACAGUAAUUUUCCAGCAUUUUGGACUGGUUUUUACCCAUGUGGCCAAAUGGAAUUACAAUGAUCAGCAGAAUGAAUUAAAUCUCAAAUUUGAUUUAAUGCACUUCCUAUAAAAUAAUAGAUCAAUUGAUUUAUAAUGUGCCAUCAAAUCAGUGUGGACUCUUAGUGACCACACUGAUAGA
Python bivittatus (Burmese python) is the source of this 1464-nucleotide messenger RNA. The record is from RefSeq and is a predicted model, not a curated record. Lineage: Eukaryota; Metazoa; Chordata; Lepidosauria; Squamata; Pythonidae.